This is a messenger RNA of Penaeus monodon (black tiger shrimp), 612 nucleotides long. Its product is annotated as atherin-like. The record is from RefSeq and is a predicted model, not a curated record. Bases 1 to 612 code for a protein of 203 amino acids. The transcript has a single exon. Lineage: Eukaryota; Metazoa; Arthropoda; Malacostraca; Decapoda; Penaeidae.
AUGCGAAGUGAGACGCCACCGGGCACGCUGAAGUUUGCUCGCCGCGCACGGCGCCGCGCCGGCACGGAAUGGAUGAGGUGGCAGGCCGCCCGUCCACGGGCUCGCGCCGCGGAAGCCCCCCCCCGCCCAAGCAGCCUCCGCGGCCGCUGCCGCGGAAUCCGGAGCGCCGAGCGCUGCACGGGCCCCGCCGCCCGCGCCUACCGCCGCAAGCCGAGGGCCGCAGGGAGCAGGCGAGGGCCGCCGCCACCUGCGCCGCGCGACGCAGCGGCACGGCCGUCGGCCUCGACGGCGCACUCCGCCGCCGACGCAUACGCGCCGGCCGCGGCCCCGCCUGACCGGAAACCGCCGCGGGCGCAGCCGUCAGUGACGCCGCCUCAACAGCAGGGGAGCCGCCGCCGGCCCGCGACGCCGCCGACACAAGGCGAAAAACGUCCGCGCUCCGCCGCAACACCUCCUACGGCUGGUUGCCCAUCUGCCCCCUCCCCCGUCACAGACCUCCGCCGAAACGGGCAACAGCCGCCCGCACGACCGCUGUCGCCGCCCCCGCAGCGCCCAUGCCGCGCACCCACGUCGCCUAUGCUCCUCCGCCGGUCCCCCGCAGUAGUCGGCUGA